Messenger RNA from Colletotrichum phormii, 326 nucleotides. RefSeq lists its product as uncharacterized. The record is from RefSeq and is a predicted model, not a curated record. Bases 40 to 312 code for a protein of 90 amino acids. The transcript has a single exon. Lineage: Eukaryota; Fungi; Ascomycota; Sordariomycetes; Glomerellales; Glomerellaceae.
GCCAGUUCUGAGCAAGUGCACGGUUCCCAAACGACGACCAUGUGCCGGCCUGGGUUAUUGGCGGUAAUCGUGGCGGUUUGUGCGCGAGAAGCCCUGUUUGUCGACUUCAUGCGAGGAGCCGUGGUUUGGGGUGCUUCGCCAGGAUUCAUGAUCAUGAGGCAAGACUUUCGGUAUCCGAAGCAUAUUGGUGAAUGUGCAAGUGAUGGCAAAGGCCUGCUCUUCUCUAUUCCAUUGGAGGUUUCUCCAGCGAACAAUGAGGGCGUUCAUGUUGGGCCGAGGUCAGGGCAUGUCUCGGAGUGUGCCGCUAUCUGAGUCACCGUUCAAGG